Messenger RNA from Coregonus sp. 'balchen', 13839 nucleotides. The record is from the annotation of a GenBank genome assembly. NCBI's taxonomy places the organism in Eukaryota, Metazoa, Chordata, Actinopteri, Salmoniformes, Salmonidae.
AUGGGGGAGUGCAGAGGCUCUAUGGGUGUAACGUUGUUGUGGAUCAUGCUGUGGAUAUCUAGAUACUGUCAAGGACUCUCAGCUGAACGUGAGUAAUGUGUUUCUGGUUGAAUUAUUUGUCAUAAAAUACUCACCUUUUAAAGAGGCAAUCUGCAGUUGUUACAUCCAUUUUGAGACCUUUAAAUUAUGAUAUACACCAGCAUAGCCACGGGAAGUAGUUUGAGGGUGGGGUGCUGUACAUUUUGUUGCCAAUGGGGGAGUGGGGGAGGGGCUGAGCAUGUUUUGUCAAGGGGGUUGCAGACGGAUAUAUACUCUAAUACAGGACUAUUAAAGGCCGGGGGGGGGGCAUUGAUUUUGUUAGUCAGUCUCACUCAGAUAUCACAUUAAAAACUGCAAACAUUUAUCUUCACCUUAUGGCAAAAUGUGUAGAAUUGCAAGAAAUUCGUUUUAAAAAAUCAGCAUUUUCUCUGUGACCCAUGGCAAAAUGUGUAGAAUUGUACGAAAUUAACCCAACUAAAAAAAACAUCUCUCUGCUGUCAAGAGGGGGGCUGCUAAAAUGUUUUGUUCACUAUGUGGUGGGGGGUGGAGGGGUAUGCACAUGUAGCUAUGCAGACUCGUGAGCAACUGCGGCCCCUCAUGAUGAGUUCAGAGUUUUUGUGGCCACCACCCCAUCAAAGUUGCCCAUCCUUGAUAUACACCCAUUGAUUCUUGAAGAAUAUAACUGCCUUAUGAGCUUAGUUCAACUGUUGUACUCCAUCAGAAUCCCAUUAUAUAAGCUGUAAACAAUGUAAAUGUAAACAAAAAAUGUAUAAAUAUCUCCAGGCCCGUCCCUUAGCUGUUUACCAAAUCAGUAGCAGGUUAACUGCUUUGUUGUUGUUCUAACAGCAGAUUGCCCCUUUAAAGCAUGACAUACAAGUAGGAUGAAGCUAUUGAGGAGUCAUCUGAGAAAGAGAGCGAGAUAAAAUUUGAGAUUUGAACAGUGAAUAAUAUUAAUAUAAAGAUAUUUUGCAGCUUUUUAUCCUAUCGUUUUGAAUAUCUUCCCUCCACAGAAUUGUCAAAGAAGAUAUUUUUCCUUGAGGAGACCAGUAACAGAGUCACUCUCCCAGUUUCCCCUGCAGUUCCAAAAGGGACAGCGCACCAAUGGAUAUGGACCUCACAUGAUGGCAGACACUCAAACACUUCAGUAGCCCAAAUCACUUCACCCAUGAAUAGAAAGCCUUCAUCGAACAGACAGGAUCCUAUCUCACAAGGAACCGGAUAUGAUCUUUCCAUCCAAACAAUAUUUGAAAAUGCUGGAGAGUUUGUGUUCAUGCAAACCAAACCAGCUUUAGCAGUUCUGGCAAGAUUUGAGGUGUUUAGUUUUGUGUCUAAAGGUAUGUUGGACAUGUUCAAUUUCUCAAUGGGUAUCAUUUCAAUCAUUUUUAAAUAUCAAUGUAUAUCGCCUUGUCAAUAUCAGAAUAAGAGCCAAAAUGUUGCUGUUGUAAUCAUUUCAUUAUUGAUUAUCAAGCAUUUUAGAUUUAGAAAAAUGUAAACCGCUGAUUUCCACUUUUUCCCUCGUUUUAUCUUCUUUUAACAAAUUGAAGUAAAGUAAUGGAUAUCUCCUUUUUGCAGUGACACCAAUUGAUAAUCAAGUGUAUCUUGGUUCUGAUGUUAGUGUGCGUUGCGAGGUGUCCAGCCUACCAGAAGGGGCCACACUGCAGUGGGAAAGAGAGGGAGAUCCCACUUCUAACACCACGUUGUUCUACAACAACACUGCCCACAUGAUCAUCCACACUGUUGAUCAGAAUUACCGGGGAAGAUCCAACUGCAAUUUCAGACUGAAUGGAGAAUUGUUGUUUACUGUUUAUACUAAACUGAAUGUGCAAACAAGUAAGAUUUAUUAACAUUAAUGUAAUAUAUUAAUACAUGAAUUGACCAAAUAAUUUGUUCAGGAUUAAAUAUUCAGGAAUAUUGUCCUCAAUAAUACAAAGAAAAGAGUGCACUAUACAGGCAAACAAUUAUCAUCAGCAUUUUCCCUUUAAUGUUUUUUGUUUAUUUUUUCCAGACACAUAUAGUAGACCAUUAUUAAUACAUUUGUUUCGAGAGAGCAGCAACAGCAGUGAGGUGAACUUGAUCUGCAGGUCUAUCUCCACAUACCACAGAGCCGAAUGGACCGUGACCAAAUCAACAACAUCUGUUACUUUGACUUCAUAUAAUACAGAGUCAUUGGACAAGGUCAGAAGAGACCGAUUCUCAUCUCCUCCGUUCAACGGAUAUGAUUUCCCACUGCAUGUCUCACCAGUGACAUUUGAGGAUGGUGGAAUGUUCACAUGUUUCUUUAAUGGCCAAAUAUUCGGCUCGGUUAAACUCACAACCAUUCGAGGUAACUUUGCUUUUGUCUUUUAACAAUGAGAGAGCAGACACUCUGUUCACGUACACUGUUGGUUACUAUGACAACCAUACACUUUUCAUUUAAUCAUUGAAUUAUUCAGCUGUUCAGUACAUUGUUACAGUAUACUGCUCUUUCAGAGGUCAAAGUAUAGUACAGGACUGUUUUCUGUUCUUUAUCUUAGUAUCUGAAUCUGGAGGGCCCCCUGGUGGCCAGCCGGUUGUGCUGAGGUGUGAGGUGUCGGAGGUGAGCGGUGACCCUGUGACCCUGGCCUGGAUGAGGAUGGAGGGGAGCAGGGGGCUGCUGGUCAAACAGGACAUCCUGACAGAGAGUCACCCCAACAGGACGCUCAGUGUGACCCUGCCCAGCCUCUGCAGAGACCAGCUGCACUGGCAGUGUGUUGUGUUCACAGAGGGCAUGCUCAGAGCGACAGCCUCCCUGACCCUCACACUCCCCACAAACACAACAAUGUCUUCAAUGACAGGUAACAACCUGUUAUGAUAGGCUCUCUUCAAUUUGACCCAAUCUGUUCCAACCUAUCUCAAUCCAAACUAAUUAUGCCGCACUGGACCUCUGCUUUCCAAUGGCAUAAGCCUACUGUAACAAAAUAAAUAGGUUACCAUGCUUGAGAGGUUGCCAUGUGUAAUAUAAUCUAACAGAAGUCUCUGUUUCUUAGGGAUGGGCACCGAGACAGUGGUCAGAGGGGUGAUUACAAUGGCUGCCACCCUAGGAGUUUUCGGAUUUCUCGGCUUCUACUGUCGUAGACCAAACGGUAAGGAGACACUUCCUCUUGGAUAGACUCUCCAUAAAAAAGGAAUCCAACCCAAUCCCAAAGGAAUGGGACAUUGAGGCACCAUCUAAAAUGACUGUGUUAGACAGUACUUAUCUUUCUCUUUCAUUUGGGACCGAGGCAGAGCUAGCCUUCAUAUGGGACAUGGAUCCAUCUCCACAUUAAAGUGCUUUUAAAGUCUCCAAACAUAUGAACAACUUUUUUGAUUUUGUAGUGAACUACAACUUAAAUUAACAUUAUGAAGUAACAUACAUGAUAGUCUUUCAUAAGUACUGAGUGGAAAACUAGUGAAUUAGUGUGUGUAAAGGACAUCAUUGCAUACUCUUCUGGUUGAUGUGUUGGUGUGUCUUCCAUCCAGGUACCCAGACACAGAGACAAAGGAAGGAACCUGCUCAACUGGAGGAGACUAGUGUAUAGCCUUGUUGCUAGCCUAUGGCCUGUGGCAGUGUUAAAAUAUAGCUUUGCCACCCAUGUCUGUAGUAACCAGUGAUGUCUUUCACACUGAAUUACCACAUGACACACUGUGUUCGGUCAAAAGGUCAGGCAAUGGAAACUUCAACAGUGUUAAAAUAAUGUGUUAACCACCAACAUCCUUCCCCUCAAAGACUAAUAUUGAAAACAUGACCAUGUUAUGAUACUGUAAGCAUCUUUCCUAAACACCUAAAUAAUUUACACUGAGUGUACAAAACAUUAGGAACACCUGCUCUUUCAAUUACAGACUGACCAGGUGAAUCCAGUUGAAAGAUAUGAUCCCUUAUUGAUGUCACUUGUUAAAUCCACUUCAAUCAGUGUAGAUGAAGGGGAGGAGACAGGUUAAAUAAGGAUUUUUAAACCUUGAGACAUGUAUUGUGUGUGUGUGUGCCAUUCAGAGGGUGAAUGGGCAAGACAAAAUAUUUAAGUGCCAUUGAACGGGGGUAUGGUAGUAGGGACCAGGCGCACCGGUUUGUGUCAAGAACUGCAACUCUGCUGGGGUUUUCACGCUCAACAGUUUCCCAUGUGUAUCAAGACUGGUCCACCACCCAAAGGACAUCCAGCCAACUUGACACAACUGUGGGAAGCUUUGGAAUCAACAUGGGCCAGCAUCCCUGUGGAACGCUUUCGACACCUUGUAGAGUCCAUUGCUCGAUGAAUUGAGGCUGUUCUUAAUGUUUUUACACUCAGUGUAUAUUAUUUAGUUAAUCUUAGAAAUGUAAGUUUCCAUUCAUCCUCAGUCUGUAAUGUUUGUUCACAAUAAAUAGUGAUGUUAAUACUAGCUUGGCAACAGUGUCUCAGCUUAUUUUACCAUCUAAUUUUCCUGUAUUAGGAAAGCUGUUAGUAAUAGAGAACUUUAAAGGGUCUGUUGCAAGAGACUGGUCAUAAUGUAGAAAGUUCCUGUUUUUUGUUUUGAAAGCCUUUGGUUGCAUUUAGACACCAUGGUCUUUGGAAUUCCCCAUAAUUCACCAACUGUUAUUUGCUUCAAAAGGAACAUUUUACAUUUAGAUUUAAGUCAUUUAGCAGACGCUCUUAUCCAGAGCGACUUACAAAUUGGUGCAUGUCAUGCUUCCAUAUUAAUUAUAAUAUCUGUAACAUGCUUUUAAUAAUACUACUUCUAUUAUUUUAAUUGCACAGCAUUUACAUUAUAUUUUGCUACAUUUUGCUAAACUGUGACAUGUUUGACCAUUGUUUUGAUCCCAUUGAUGCCUAUAAUGAUGGUUGAGUGUCAGGCGACUUUUGAUCAUUUAACCCUUAAUCCUACUCCUUAAUCCCUGCCUGCUACAUACAGUAUAGGGUGGAUACAAGUAAAGUGAGAUUUUAUGAAGUACUAUAUCCUCAGAUGCGCAGUCAUUUUAAAUUGCAUCACAUCUGUAGUGUUUGAACUUCUUCUUUUCUUCAGUUCCUGAACAUAUUUAUCAGGAUGUCAGUAAUGAUAUGAGUUGGCUACUGAGUAGAGAGUAGGGGAACAGAACAGCAAGAUACAGCAACAUGGGGGAGUGCAGAGGCUCUAUGGGUGUAACGUUGUUGUGGAUCAUGCUGUGGAUAUCUAGAUACUGUCAAGGACUCUCAGCUGAACGUGAGUAAUGUGUUUCUGGUUGAAUUAUUUGUCAUAAAAUACUCACCUUUUAAAGAGGCAAUCUGCAGUUGUUACAUCCAUUUUGAGACCUUUAAAUUAUGAUAUACACCAGCAUAGCCACGGGAAGUAGUUUGAGGGUGGGGUGCUGUACAUUUUGUUGCCAAUGGGGGAGUGGGGGAGGGGCUGAGCAUGUUUUGUCAAGGGGGUUGCAGACGGAUAUAUACUCUAAUACAGGACUAUUAAAGGCCGGGGGGGGGGCAUUGAUUUUGUUAGUCAGUCUCACUCAGAUAUCACAUUAAAAACUGCAAACAUUUAUCUUCACCUUAUGGCAAAAUGUGUAGAAUUGCAAGAAAUUCGUUUUAAAAAAUCAGCAUUUUCUCUGUGACCCAUGGCAAAAUGUGUAGAAUUGUACGAAAUUAACCCAACUAAAAAAAACAUCUCUCUGCUGUCAAGAGGGGGGCUGCUAAAAUGUUUUGUUCACUAUGUGGUGGGGGGUGGAGGGGUAUGCACAUGUAGCUAUGCAGACUCGUGAGCAACUGCGGCCCCUCAUGAUGAGUUCAGAGUUUUUGUGGCCACCACCCCAUCAAAGUUGCCCAUCCUUGAUAUACACCCAUUGAUUCUUGAAGAAUAUAACUGCCUUAUGAGCUUAGUUCAACUGUUGUACUCCAUCAGAAUCCCAUUAUAUAAGCUGUAAACAAUGUAAAUGUAAACAAAAAAUGUAUAAAUAUCUCCAGGCCCGUCCCUUAGCUGUUUACCAAAUCAGUAGCAGGUUAACUGCUUUGUUGUUGUUCUAACAGCAGAUUGCCCCUUUAAAGCAUGACAUACAAGUAGGAUGAAGCUAUUGAGGAGUCAUCUGAGAAAGAGAGCGAGAUAAAAUUUGAGAUUUGAACAGUGAAUAAUAUUAAUAUAAAGAUAUUUUGCAGCUUUUUAUCCUAUCGUUUUGAAUAUCUUCCCUCCACAGAAUUGUCAAAGAAGAUAUUUUUCCUUGAGGAGACCAGUAACAGAGUCACUCUCCCAGUUUCCCCUGCAGUUCCAAAAGGGACAGCGCACCAAUGGAUAUGGACCUCACAUGAUGGCAGACACUCAAACACUUCAGUAGCCCAAAUCACUUCACCCAUGAAUAGAAAGCCUUCAUCGAACAGACAGGAUCCUAUCUCACAAGGAACCGGAUAUGAUCUUUCCAUCCAAACAAUAUUUGAAAAUGCUGGAGAGUUUGUGUUCAUGCAAACCAAACCAGCUUUAGCAGUACUGGCAAGAUUUGAGGUGUUUAGUUUUGUGUCUAAAGGUAUGUUGGACAUGUUCAAUUUCUCAAUGGGUAUCAUUUCAAUCAUUUUUAAAUAUCAAUGUAUAUCGCCUUGUCAAUAUCAGAAUAAGAGCCAAAAUGUUGCUGUUGUAAUCAUUUCAUUAUUGAUUAUCAAGCAUUUUAGAUUUGGAAAAAUGUAAACCGCUGAUUUCCACUUUUUCCCUCGUUUUAUCUUCUUUUAUCAAAUUGAAGUAAAGUAAUGGAUAUCUCCUUUUUGCAGUGACACCAAUUGAUCGUGUUAAUCAAGUGUAUCUUGGUUCUGAUGUUAGUGUGCGUUGCGAGGUGUCCAGCCUACCAGAAGGGGCCACACUGCAGUGGGAAAGAGAGGGAGAUCCCACUUCUAACACCACGCUGUUCUACAACAACACUGCCCACAUGGUCAUCCACACUGUUGAUCACAAUUACCAGGGAAGAUCCAACUGCAAUUUCAGACUGAAUGGAGAAUUGUUGUUUACUGUUGAUACUAAACUGAAUGUGCAAACAAGUAAGAUUUAUUAACAUUAAUGUAAUAUAUUAAUACAUGAAUUGACCAAAUAAUUUGUUCAGGAUUAAAUAUUCAGGAAUAUUGUCCUCAAUAAUACAAAGAAAAGAGUGCACUAUACAGGCAAACAAUUAUCAUCAGCAUUUUCCCUUUAAUGUUUUUUGUUUAUUUUUUCCAGACACAUAUAGUAGACCAUUAAUACAUUUGUUUCGAGAGAGCAGCAACAGCAGUGAGGUGAAGCUGAUCUGCAGGUCUAUCUCCACAUACUACCGCAGAGCCGAAUGGACCGUGACCAAAUCAACAACAUCUGUUACUUUGACUUCAUAUAAUACAGUGUCAUUGGACAAGGUCGGAAGAGACCGAUUCUCAUCUCCUCCGUUCAACGGAUAUGAUUUCCCACUGCAUGUCUCACCAGUGACAUUUGAGGAUGGUGGAAUGUUCACAUGUUUCUUUGAUGGCCAUAAAUUCGGCUCGGUUAAACUCACAACCAUUCGAGGUAACUUUGCUUUUGUCUUUUAACAAUGAGAGAGCAGACACUCUGUUCACGUACACUGUUGGUUACUAUGACAACCAUACACUUUUCAUUUAAUCAUUGAAUUAUUCAGCUGUUCAGUACAUUGUUACAGUAUACUGCUCUUUCAGAGGUCAAAGUAUAGUACAGGACUAUUUUCUGUUCUUUAUCUUAGUAUCUGAAUCUGGAGGGCCCCCUGGUGGCCAGCCGGUUGUGCUGAGGUGUGAGGUGUCGGAGGUGAGCGGUGACCCUGUGACCCUGGCCUGGAUGAGGAUGGAGGGGAGCAGGGGGCUGCUGGUCAAACAGGACAUCCUGACAGAGAGUCACCCCAACAGGACGCUCAGUGUGACCCUGCCCAGCCUCUGCAGAGACCAGCUGCACUGGCAGUGUGUUGUGUUCACAGAGGGCAUGCUCAGAGCGACAGCCUCCCUGACCCUCACACUCCCCACAAACACACCAAUGUCUUCAAUGACAGGUAACAACUUGUUUUGCUGCACUGGCAGUCUGUGGUGUUCACAGGGGGCAUGCUCAGAGCAAGCAUUCCCCUCAGAUUCAGUGAUUCUGCUGGAAGAUCAUGGUUACCAGGGUUCAUUACAUCAACAUCGUCUAUGAUAGGUAACACACGUCUGUAGAUUACAUUAAAUCCCUCCAUCUGAAUGAUUUGGAAUCUAUUAAAGAUUCAGUUAGAGGACAUCAUCAUAAACAACAUACAGUACAUCAUACAAGUAACCAAAUCAAUGUCUUUGGAUUACCCUUGGGCCCCUGUUAAUUUAAACUGUGAUGAAUUUAGAGUCUUAGCAAAUGUAGUCUGCUGUAUAGUAAGUACUCAGGUAUCUCAUAUCCCAGCAUGUUCUCUCUCAUACUCUUUGUUCAUGUCUUUUUGGUUACCACAGAUGACAACCAUCUGCAGACUGUGAUCAUUGUGGCCUGUACUGCUAUGGUUGUUACUGGGGUCCUGGUUGGUGCUCUGGUGUUCUACCUGAAGAGGAAGAAGACAGGUAAAAUACACUGAUAAUGACCACUAUUGCUGAUCAAACUUGUCGGAUUGCUACAUCUUAAAUUUAGGCCUAUGUCAACAAUUGUGUGGAAACGUUUUUGCUACGAUCUCUUUUUUCAAAGCUGUGACGACCCUAACACUGACCCAGAAGAAUGACCCAGUCUACGGUAACAUCACAGAUCCACAAAGAGACCAAGGUAUACCCUUCUUCACUUUGGGUGUAAUAUGAUGUACAAUACAGAUAUAGAUAUAGAUAUGGCAGUGGAGGCUCCUCAGAGGAGGAAGGGGAGGACCAUCCUACUCAGUGAAUUUCAUUUUUCUUAAAAUAGUGAAACAUUAGAAAAGUUAUCCUUUUUAGAUAAAACGAUACUAAAUAUAUUCUCAUCACCAAAUAACUGAUUAAAACACACUGUUUUGCAAUGAAGGUCUACAGUAGCCUCAACAGCACUCUUUAAGGUAGCACCAUGGUGUAGCCAGAGGACAGCUAUUUUACAUUGACUUGAAUUCAAAACCUAGGAGGCUCAUGGUUCUCAACCCCUUCCAUAGACUUACACAGUAAUUAUGACGACUUCCGGAGAACGUCCUCCAACCUAUCAGAGCUCUUGCAGCAUGAACUGAUAUGUUGUCCAUCCAAUCAAAGGAUCAGAUAAUUAAUCUAGUACUGAAAGCAUAAGCUACCGCCAGCUAGCACUGCAGUGCAUACAGUGUGAAGAGUUUUUAGAGAAGCAGCAGUGUGUGAGAGAGAGAUAGCUAUAUUUCAUUGUAUUUUUUUCUUCUAAGUUUACCUUUUACUUACUUAGCUAGCUGAUGCAGCUAAUUUAGUCUACUCAACAACCUGACUCAAAUAAAGAGGAAUGCUAUGCUAUUUAUAUUAGCUAGCUGGCUAAGGCUAUCCAACACUGCAACUCUUCCAACUCAAGGUAAGCUUUCGGUUUAAUUAAUUUAUUGCCACCGGGCCCGCCGGUGUAACUGCUAAACUGCUUGCUGUACACUGUAGGCCUGCUGCAUAAUUGUAACCAGCCACUCAGAUUUUUUACCAGCCAAAAAAAUGUUGGGCUAAAAUUACACCAACAAAACAGAAAAAAAAGAUGAGCAUGUUUUGUAAUGUAUCUAAAACAAUAAAUGUAUUACUAGUAAGAAGUAAUGUGGUAUAUUUUUGUGACCUCAGUCUUUUAACCAAAAUAUCACAGAUGAGACAAAAAUGAUCACCUGGCCCUUUAAGGGUGGGAGGUUACCAUGGAAACGCGACUCCCAGUCACGUUUGUGCCUGUGAGAUUGAGAGUCUGACUAGUAUCUGCAUUGCUUCUCUUCUCUAUAAAUUGAAACUCAAACAUUGAAAAACAAACUAACUUGUGAUCAAAACAAUGUAAAUAGCCAAGAAACACAAGGACAAAGUCUCACUUCAGUAUACUUUGGCUUCAAGUAAAUUAGACCAACUUUUAUGCCUGUGCGCAGCGCUCCUAAAAAUGAAUCUUUCACUCAGCUCUUCACGUGAGCGCUGCAGGCUAUAGAAUUCGUAGUUCAAUUAAUUUACCAGCUAUGAAACAAAAUGACAGAAAUAUUUCGAAAACAGUUACUGCAGCAUUUAUUUUGCUAUAAAUGUGAUCAUACUUGACAUUUCAUUCACAAAUACUAAUCUACUUUGGCGGGUGUUAAUUUUAGGCCCUGAUGAUUAUGACAUUAGCUAAUAUGGUGACAACAAUGUUGGUUGUGGAGCAGUCAGUGGUUAUGGUAUGAAGAUUUGGCUUGGAGAGGUUUAUUUCGCCUCGUCACAGACAGCUGUUGUGUUGUGCACUGAAGUCCACAAGUGAACGGAAAAAGUGAAGCCAGAAGGAAUUAUAAACCAGGUAGUUUGGCACCUAGAUAUGGAUUGGCUGAAAGCCGUGAUAUAUUUAAGCAAUAAAGCCCAAGGGGGUGUGGUAUAUGGCCAAUAUACCCCAGCUAAGAGCUGUUCUUAUGCAUGACGCAACGCAGAGUGCUAGGACACAGCCCUUAGCAGUGGUAUUGCCGUGGAAAUUCUACACAUGGACACGCAAAGUCAAACUUAAAUGAAUCAUUGUUUAUUAACAGUUAACUGGAGAGGUUCCAACAAACUUGAUGCACAAUAGUGAACUUCUGUCAGGAGCUCUCUCGGGGCAGUCCCAAUAUUUAUAUAUUUCUUAAUUCCAUUAUUUUACUUUUAGAUUUGUGUUUAUUGUUGUGAAUUGUUAGAUAUUACUGCACUGUUGGUGCUAGAAACACAAGCAUUUCGCUACACCCGCAAUAACAUCUGCUAAAUACAGUAUGAUUUGAUAGGUUGGAGGACAUCCUCCAGAAGGUGGAGAAGGACAAAUUCAGACAGCUGAUGUUUUGAAAGCGCUGCAAAAUCUGGACCCCUACAAAUCAGCUGGGCUAGACAAUCUGGACCCUUUCUUUCUAAAACUAGCCGCCGAAAUUGUCGCAACCCCUAUUACUAGUCUGUUCAACCUCUCUUUCAUAACGUCUGAGAUCCCCAGAGAUUGGAAAGCUGCCGCGGUCAUCCCCCUCUUCAAAGGGGGUGACACUCUAGAUCCAAACUGCUACAGACCUAUAUCCAUCCUGCCCUGCCUUUCGAAAGUAUUCGAAAGCCAAGUUAACAAACAGAUCAUCGACCAUUUCGAAUACCACCGUACCUUCUCCGCUAUGCAAUCCGGUUUCCGAGCUGGUCACGGGUGCACUUCAGCCACGCUCAAGGUCCUAAACGAUAUUAUAACCGCGAUUGAUAAUAGACAGUACUGUGCAGCCGUCUUCAUCGACCUGGCCAAGGCUUUCGACUCUGUCAACCACCGCAUUCUUAUUGGCAGACUAAAUAGCCUUGGUUUCUCAAAUGACUGCCUCGCCUGGUUCACCAACUACUUCUCAGAUAGAGUUCAGUGUGUCAAAUCGGAGGGCCUGUUGUCUGGACCUAUGGCAGUCUCUAUGGGGGUGCCACAGGGUUCAAUUCUUGGGCCGACACUUUUCUCCGUGUAUAUCAAUGAUGUCGCUCUUGCUGCUGGUGACUCUCAGAUUCACCUCUACGCAGACGACACCAUUUUGUAUACAUCUGGCCCUUCAUUGGACACUGUGUUAACAAACCUCCAAACGAGCUUCAAUGCCAUACAACAAUCCUUCAGUAGCCUUCAACUGCUCUUAAACACUAGUAAAACUAAAUGCUUUUCAAUCGAACGCUGCUAGCACCCGCCCACCCGACUAGAAUCACCACUCUUGACGGGUCUGACCUAGAGUAUGUGGACAACUACAAAUAUCUAGGUGUCUGGUUAGACUGUAAACUCAACUUCCAGACUCACAUAAAGAAUCUCCAAUCCAAAGUUAAAUCUAGAAUCGGCUUCCUAUUUCGCAACAAAGCCUCCUUCACUCAUGCUGCCAAACAUGCCCUCGUAAAACUGACUAUCCUACCGAUCCUUGACUUCGGCGAUGUCAUUUACAAAAUAGCCUCCAACACUCUACUCAGCAAAUUGGAUGUAGUCUAUCACAGUGCCAUCCGUUUUGUCUCCAAAGCCCCAUACACUACCCACCACUGUGACCUGUACGCUCUUGUUGGCUGGUCCUCACUACAUGUUCGUCGUCAAACCCACUGGCUCCAGGCCAUCUAUAAAUCACUGCUAGGCAAAUCCCCGCCUUAUCUUAGCUCAUUGGUCACCAUAGCAGCAUCCACCCGUAGUCUGCGCUCCAGCAGGUAUAUCUCACUGGUCAUUCCCAAAGCCAACACCUCCUUUGGCCGCCAUUCCUUCCAGUUCUCUGCUGCCAAUGACUGGAACGAAUUGCAAAAAUCUCUGAAGCUGGAGACUCUUAUCUCCCUCAAUAACUUUAAGCAUCAGUUGUCAGAGCACCUUACCGAUCACUGCACCUGCACACAGCCCAUCUGAAAUUAGCCCACCCAACUACCUCAUCCCUAUAUUGUUAUUUAUUUUGCUCUUUUGCACCCCAGUAUCUCUAUUUGCACAUAAUCUCUUGCACAUCUAGCAUUCCAGUGUUAAUACUAUUGUAAUUAUUCUGCACUAUAGCCUAUUUAUUGCCUUACCUCCAUAACUUGCUACAUUUGCACACACUGUAUAUAUAUUUUCAGUUGUAUUUCUGACUUUAUGUUUUUUUUUACCCCAUAUGUAACUCUGUGUUGUUUUUAUUGCACUACUUUGCUUUAUCUUGGCCAGGUCGCAGUUGUAAAUGAGAACCUGUUCUCAACUGGCUUACCUGGUUAAAUAAAGGUGAAAAAAAAAAAAAAAAAAAAAAAAAAAGGUGUCAUAAUUACUGUGUAAGUCUAUGGAAGGGGGUGAGAAUCAUGAGCCUCCAAGGUUUUGUAUUGAAGUCAAUGUACCCAGAGGAGGACGGAAGCUAGCUGUCCUGGUGCUACCCUACAGAGUGCUGUUGAGGCUACUGUAGACCUUCAUUGCAAAACAGUGUGUUUUAUCAAUUAUUUGGUGACGUGAUUAUAUUUAGUACAGUUUUAUCUAAAAAGGAUAACUUUUUUAAUGUAAUUUUUUUAAAUGAAAUUUACUGAGGAGGAUGGUCCUCCCCUUCCUCCUCUGAGGAGCCUCCACUAGUACAGUAAGUAGGAGGUUGAGAUGACUUUCAAGAUGACAUUCCGAAUGUUCCACAGUACCAACAGAUGUAUAGGAAGUUACACUAAAGUCACAACUGUCUGAUUAACAUUUUGGCUUUUUUUUAUACUAUCAGAGAGCCAGGGGGGUCAAACAGGGGAAGAUGAAAAUGAGGAAGUUCAUUACUCUGAGUUUGCUUCAUGUGAACCCAGGCUUGGUGGUGAGUAAUGUGCGUGUGGAAAUACAGAAUGGUUUGUUGAAUGUAACUUGUGUUGAUGAAGCGUAACUAUUUGCAUUUCUUUUCUUUUUUUUCAGAUCCCAACAGAGUCACAGCAGGGUCAAAUCAGGUAAGAAUAGCACUUUAGUCAAAUUAUCAUUUUGUUAUAUAUAUAUUUGUUUUUAACUGGUGUUCAUGUCCAUACAUACAGGAACGUGCUGUGAUCUAUUCCCCUCUCAACAUAUAAGGAAACAUGACUUUCAGAUGGAUAAAAUUACCAUGUUAAGAUUCAGGGAUUCUAUUCCACAUUUUGUCACUUACUUAAGGUGUUUAUUAGUCUAUUGUGAAUUUUCACAGAGAAAAUAUGAUCCCACAAUACUGAUUAUGACGUUUUGUUUAAAACGUAUGAGAUUUGUUCAAUUAGCUUAUUAUGCUGCUUUUGAUUUAUGUAUAUAAUGAUACGGUAAUAUAUGCUUACUAAAACUGCCAUGUAAAGACAGCAGGUAGUGCAAUUGGAGGGUAAAUUGUAGGAAGGCAAUUUUGAUCUGAAAUAUUUUGAUGGCUGU